Messenger RNA from Drosophila persimilis, 1353 nucleotides. RefSeq names its product isocitrate dehydrogenase [NAD] subunit alpha, mitochondrial. The transcript has a single exon. Gene Ontology annotation, cellular component: mitochondrion. The coding region runs from base 19 to 1254 and encodes 411 amino acids. Gene Ontology annotation, molecular function: isocitrate dehydrogenase (NAD+) activity. The record is from RefSeq and is a predicted model, not a curated record. Lineage: Eukaryota; Metazoa; Arthropoda; Insecta; Diptera; Drosophilidae. Gene Ontology annotation, biological process: tricarboxylic acid cycle; isocitrate metabolic process.
UAAACAAAAUUUGAUAUAAUGAACAUUGUCCGACAGCUGCGAUCGGGCCAGCGGCGAGCAGUCCUCGGGCUUUGUCAGCGUUAUGCUUCGAAGGACCAGUCGAAGGACCAGUCAAAGGACCAGUCAAAGAACCAGUCGAAGAACCAGUCCAAGGACUGCGGCAAGCUCCAGGCGAGCAGCAUAUGCGGAAAGAGUCCUGGAAAAUCAGGAGAACCUUCCACGGAUUCCGGAAAAUCAGACAAAGGACCCGACAAGGGAAAAGCCGACCCCAAGCGCAAGAUGGUAACCAUGAUCGAUGGCGACGGCGUGGGCGCGGAGUUGACGAAUGCCGUGCUGGAGGUCUGCUGUGCGGCCAAGGUGCCCAUCGACUGGGACAUCUUCCAUGAGCACAAGGCGCCCGACAGCGAGGACGUGUCGCCAGAGGUGCUGGAGUCGCUGCACCGCAACAAAGUCUCCAUUAGGGGACCCAUCAAGAGCCACCAAUGGUUGGAUAAGCUGCGCAAGGAGCUGAAACAGUUCGCGUACGUGUCCGUGUGCCAACACCUGGAGGGACACGAGUCGCCGUACGGCAAGUUCGACUGCGUGAUCGUGCGGGACGAGUUCGAGGGGGAGUACUCGGGCAUCGAGCACCGGGUGGUGCCCGGCGUGCUGCAGACCAUUAAGGUGAGCACCUCCGUGGGCUCCACGCGGCUCGCCAAGUUCGUCUUCGACUACGCCCUGAAGGAGAAGCGCAAGAAGAUCACAGUGGCCCACAAGGCGAACAUCAUGCAGCUGACGGACGGCAACUUCCUCGAGGCCAUGCACGAGGAGGCCGACAAGCACGUGCAGGAGGUGCGCUUCGAGGAGCGCUACCUGGACACGGUCUGCCUGAACAUGCUGAUGAAGCCGGAGACCAACGACGUCCUUGUGUCCUCCAGCAUGUACGGCGACGUCAUCAGCACCAUUGCCGGCAGCAUGAUGGGCGGCAUCGGCAUGUGCCCCGGCUACGCGGUCAGCUCCAAGGGCCUGAUGUACAACUGCCAAAUCAAGCCGCUCCAGGAGAUGGUCGGCAAGGAUCUGGUCAAUCCCACCGGCUUCCUGCUCGCCGCCGUGCUCAUGCUGCGCGAACUGAAGCUCGACGAUCAUGCAGCCAAGAUUCAGUGCGCCAUCCAAUCGCUGUACCGGGACUCCGAUGUCCGCACCCAGGAUCUGGGCGGAGAGGCCAAGUGCUCGGAGUUUGUCCAGAAAGUGUGCGACAUCCUGACCAGCGAGUGAAGAGAUCUUUCCCUCAGUGUAGCCAUUUAUUCUGGGCGGCCAACCAUUACCGCAUUCGAGUUUUGUAUUUAAAUUAUAUAUAUUUCGAGUUUUAGACAA